AUGGCUAGUACCAACUACGCAAUCACAGCGCUCACGUCGUUUGCCACCGCCGCUCUUGCAUAUGCCCUAUGGAAAGUAGCGAAGAUUAUCGCUGGGCCAUACCGAUCAAGCAUACGCAACCUUCGCGGUCCACCGAGCGUCAGUUGGAUCCGCGGCAGUCUUCGCGACAUACAAGCGGAAAAUGCGCACGUCUUGUUCGAAGACUGGCCCCGUGAACAUGGGCCGACCUACACGUUCCAAAACUGGUUGAACUCAUAUGCACUGUUCACGAAAGACCCGAAGGCAGUGACCCAUAUCCUCAACCAUGGGCAGAUAUAUGCGAAGGGACAGAUGGACGCGUUCUUCCUCGGCAAGAUCUUUGGACAUGGACUGCUCACUGUGGACGGUGAUCAACAUCGGCAGCAGAGGCGCAUCAUGAACCCCGCAUUUGGUCCCGCUCAAGUUCGAGAGCUUGCGGAUAUCUUCGUGGAGAAAGCACAACAGCUUCGAGACGUCUGGAAUGAGCAGAUAGCAAAGUCUGAGGCAUCAGCUCCUAUCGAGGUCACUUCUGGAUUGAGCAAGGCGACUCUGGAUGUCAUUGGUCUCGCAGGUUUCAACUACGCGUUCAACGCGCUCGAUCCCAGUGGCAAACCGAACGAGCUGAACGAGGCUUUCACGUCUAUGUUUCAGAUGCUCAAUGACAGCUCGAGUAUCAACUGGCUGCUCAUGCUCAAGUAUGCACUACCCAUUCUGCGGAUCUUCCCUGAUCAGUUCGGCCGGGAGACAGCCGCCGCUCAGGCGGUCACCCGGCGUGUUGGGAUGAAGCUCAUCCAAGAGAAGAAGGCGGAGGUCCUCAAGGCAGCGUCUGGCGGGGCAGACUCUGGUAACGCCUUGCGGAGCCGCGACCUCCUCACAUUGCUCAUCAAAGCGAACAUGAGCUUGGACGUCCCGGAGAACCGCAGACUCACCGAUGAGGACGUGCUUGCUCAGGUGCCCACGUUCCUCAUCGCUGGGCACGAGACCACGAGCUUUGGUACCGCCUUCUGCCUGUGGGCCCUCGCGCAAGCUCAAGACGCUCAGCAGAAGCUCCGCGAGGAGCUCCUCAGCGUAGAAACGGACAGGCCUACCAUGGAGGAGCUCAAUGCGCUUCCGUACCUCGAUGCGGUCGUACGCGAGACACUUCGUGUGCACGCUCCCGUGCGGGCUACGGGCAGGAGGUCUACGCAGGAUGACAUACUCCCGUUGAGCGAGCCUGUGACUGACAGGAAUGGGCGCGUCCACCACCAAAUAAAGAUCGACGCGGGAACGGACGUCACGAUCCCUAUCCAGGCUAUGAAUGUGUCAACGACGAUAUGGGGUGAGGAUGCUGCUGAGUUCAAACCGGAGCGAUGGGAGAAGCCAUCUGAGGCGAUCCAGGCGAUCCCGGGAGUCUGGGGCAACAUGAUGACGUUCCUCGGCGGCUCGCACGCAUGCAUUGGGUAUCGCUUCGCAUUGGUGGAGAUGAAGGCCUUGCUGUUCGUGCUCGUACGCGCGUUCGUCUUUGAGUUGGCGCUCCCAGCAGAUCAGAUCAUCAAGCAGAGCGCCGUCGUUCAGCGACCGUACAUCAAGGGCAAGGUCGAACAGGGCGCUCAGCUCCCUCUGCUGGUGAAGCCGUACCAGCGUAGGUAG
Messenger RNA from Rhodofomes roseus, 1647 nucleotides. Its product is annotated as cytochrome P450. Gene Ontology annotation, molecular function: iron ion binding; monooxygenase activity; heme binding. The record is from RefSeq and is a predicted model, not a curated record. The transcript is spliced from 14 exons. Bases 1 to 1647 code for a protein of 548 amino acids. Lineage: Eukaryota; Fungi; Basidiomycota; Agaricomycetes; Polyporales; Fomitopsidaceae.